Messenger RNA from Caenorhabditis elegans, 431 nucleotides. RefSeq lists its product as uncharacterized. NCBI's taxonomy places the organism in Eukaryota, Metazoa, Nematoda, Chromadorea, Rhabditida, Rhabditidae. The record is from RefSeq and is marked reviewed.
AACUUUACUAUGUUUCGACUAGUUGUAUUGACCAUUUGUUUCAAUGUUUUAGUUUUUAUUGUUUCUGCUCAAAGUACUGAAACCAUUCUAGCCAAGCUUGGAGCAAAUGCAACAAUACCUUUGCCUGUUUCACCCAAUUAUCGCAGAAUAGUAAAGAAUGCAGACUAUAAAGACGAAGAACACAUUUAUAGAGUUUGUAACGGGAAGAAUAAGAAAACAUGUGGAUUUUGGGAGAAUGUGAAGACGAAGAAGAAGGUUACCGGAUCAACGAAUUACAAUAAAAAACAAAAAGCGCUAACUGUGAAAAAUCUGAAGGAAUCUGAUUUUGGAGAUUAUAUGACUGGAAAUAAGAAAGUCGUCAAAAAUCUUCACAAAUUGAUUGUGAAAGGAUAAAGUUAAUAUUUUCAAUAAAUAUCUGUUGCAGUGAGACU